AUGGGGAAAGAGCAGAACGAGCCGAAGGAGCAGCCCCUGGUGCUCUUCGCUGGUCUGGUCAAGGGUUGUCAGCUUAUCGCCUCGUACUCCCCGCAGAAGCACUAUGAGCAAGCCGCGCUGGAAGCAAUGAAAGAAGGCCAUGGCGGGGUGAUGGCGUUGUUCUGCAAGUUCCCCGACCCCCUCUCGUUGGACGGCGGCAGCGGCGCCAUUCAGCCGUCCAGCCUCCAGUCUCCGCUGCUCACGCCGUCCAACUCGUACGGCGCCGUGCUCAUCGCGUACGAGUCGCCCACGCUCAUGCGCGCUCGCGGCUUCGAGUUGCUUCGUUCCAUGAGCGACCUCUAUCAAACCCUCCUCACCCGCCCGCGAUUCCCUCUCCGCCGCACCACCUCCUCCUUCCUUACCCGCGCCGACGGCUUCAAACGGGGGAAGCUCGAGGCGCAGAUGAAAGAUAUGUGCGCCGCGGAGCGCGGUCUAAGAUGCUCGCAGGACCUGCGAUUGUACCCCAUGGCGCCGAAGGCGUUCCUGGUGCGCGAUUCGUACCAAUCGGCGGAGGAUCUAGCGGCGAUAGAGGCGCUGCGCGAGGAGGUGGAGGCGAAGAAGGAGCGCGCGAAGAACAUGCUGGAAGCAGAGCUGCAGUUCGUCAAUAACAUGGCGGACGAUGACAUCUGCUCCCUGCCGGGUACUCUCCACCUCGGGGAAUCCGCCGACGGCGGCGGCGACGGUGACGGUGACAGUAGGCGCGGUGGCGAGGCGGCAGCGGGGAGUGCAGCGCAAUCAGUGCCGUAUAACCCGGAUGUGGGCGCGGAUUCGGACGACGAGCACGAGGACCUGGUGCCCAAGUCCAUGCCCGGAGAGUACUACAUGAAACACCCCGCCGCUGAACCCGCUGCUGCUGCGCCUCACGCCGCUGUUUCGCGCGGGGGCUCCUCCCGUGCGCUCAGCUUCUCGCUCUCCUUCUCGCACUCGCGAUCGCGCCCGCGCGAGCAGCAAGCGGACGUAGACGACCUCGCGAGCCGCGUGCGCGCCCUCGCCGCCGCCAGCGCCCCCGCCCCCGCCGCCGACGAUUCGCUCGCCGCCUCCGCCUCGGCGUUGCUCUCCUCGUGUCACUCCUCCUCGCGAUCCGCGUGCCUAUCGCCCAUGGCGGACGGCGCGAAGCUGAAGCGGUCGGGAAGCCACGGCAGUCGAUCCAGGUCGGGCGGGCUGAGCUCGCGCAGCUUCAGCUUCGUGCACGGCAGCGGCAGCGGCGGCAGCGCCAGCGGCACCCUGUCGCAUUGGCUUCGCGGAAACCGGGGGUCGCUGCUGCCUGCGGACGCUGCCCGCGUGUCGCCCGCUAGCGACGCGGCUGGCGGCACGGCUGUGUCGCACAGCGCGGAGCUGAUUCUGGGGAAGCGGCAGGGAGGCGAGGGGGGCGUGGAAGGGGGCGCGCUUGGCGAGAGCCUGGAAGAGGCCCUGGCAAAGGCGCAGCAGCGCGCUCAGGCGAAAGAGGCGCAGGGGCACGCAGUGCGGCCGGGGUCCGGGCAGGCGCAGGAGGAGAUGAAUUCGCGGUGUAAUAAACAGCACAGGACGUGCUCGCACCCGCAUGAGCAUCACCGUCACCACCGCCAUUGUGCGCCGCAGCAGCAACAAGGGCUAUGUGAACCGCGCAGCGGGGAAGUUAGUCUGCGUGGAAAACAGGGCGCGGGAGAGGUGGCACCGGGCUCUCCGGCAGCGAAAGCAGCGGAGGCGAUAGCAAUGGCAAUGCGCAAGAAGAAGAGCAAGCUCAGCGCGGGAGGCAGCACCAGCCCCACCAGCGGCGCCACCAGCAGCAACGGCGCCCCACAGGGUGCAGACUCGGGUGCGUGCAGCGCAUGCUGCAGUGAGUGCGCCUCUCCCUCUCCCCUCUCCAGCCCGCGACCGCCUGUCAAUCACGCCCACUCGCACGCGCACGAGCAGCUUUCCCCGCCCCGCCAGCAGCCGCACGGCCAGGUGCAGCAGGCGCAGGUGCAGCAGGUGCAGGGGGAGCGUGGCCAAAAGCCUGCCAAGGGCAAAGAGCUUCCGCGCAUCCCAGAAGUUUCCCUCAUGGUGCCGUACCCCCCCUCACCCAUCUACACUCCGUCACCAACCUCACGGCUGUCGUCUGUCAUGGAUCGCACAUGGAUAGGAAAGGACAAGGACAAGAAGCGAGAGCGCGACCGCGCCAGCGCUGGGUGGGGAUUAUUGUUUGGAAAGGGGAGGGAGGAAAGGGAGAUGGAGAAGCGUUUAAGGGACAAGAGCCGGAGCUUGCGGUCUAGGAGCUCGUUUUUUGUGUCUGAGAGGAGCAAGAGGGCAGUGCCGGUGGCACAGACGAGCCAUGAGGCGGAGGCCGUGAAUGGAGGGGCGUUCGGGGGCCGUGGCAGGGGCGAGGCGUCGCGCAGUGCUGGUGGGGAUGGUGUGCCUGGGUCGUCCCCGCGCUGGGUGCAUGAGGCGUGGGCGGCGGGGCAUGAGGGUACGCAGGGGGGGAGCGCUGCGAGCGAAGAGGGAGGAGGGCGGUUGAGGCACUUGUUUGGAGGCGGGUGGCGGCGCUGA
This is a messenger RNA of Closterium sp. Naga37s-1, 2544 nucleotides long. The record is from the annotation of a GenBank genome assembly. Lineage: Eukaryota; Viridiplantae; Streptophyta; Zygnematophyceae; Desmidiales; Closteriaceae.